Parascedosporium putredinis is the source of this 1212-nucleotide messenger RNA. The record is from the annotation of a GenBank genome assembly. NCBI's taxonomy places the organism in Eukaryota, Fungi, Ascomycota, Sordariomycetes, Microascales, Microascaceae.
AUGGGUAAUGCACUUUCGAUUGCCGCAGAGCAGUUUGCGCAGACACGCCCCAACCGUCUCCUCGCCAUCACCACCGCCCUCGUCACUUACCUAGCCCUCACUCGUGCGUUGCGAUAUAGACGUCGCGACCGCACUCUCCGAAACUAUGGGUAUCCUAAGCGACCCUUGAAAUCCAUGACCGUCGAGGAAGCUUCCGCCAUACGCCGAGCGUUGUCCAACCUAGAGUUCCCCCACGCAUACACUACCUCCCUAUUCUUUGCGCUUUUCAAGACAUAUGCCAUCCCUACGAUAUCCAGCGUUCUUCUCGCCACCGGCCAGUUAUCCUCCGACCAAACAGCGUCAAAGAGGGCAGCAGACACCGCCGUCAUCGUCACCGAAAUGGCCCAUAACCACCCCGCGUCGGAUCGGGCCGUGGCCAGCAUCGCCCGGAUGAACUACCUCCACAACAGGUACCGCAAGGCCGGAAAGAUCACGGACGACGACCUGCUCUACACCCUCAGCCUGUUUGCCCUCGAGCCCACGCGCUGGGGUGUCUUUUGGCGGAACGUCGGCGAGGCCAUGGAGAUUCCCUACCAAGUCCUGGAAGCCCACUACGACAGCGACGAGCGGGACGGGACGGCGUGGAUGCGCGCUAUUGAGCGGUGGAGCGACUUGUACGAGAAGCGGUGUGCCGUGCCCGAUGAAACAAACGGAAAGGUGGCUAGGGGCACGCUCGACAUCCUCCUCUUCAACAUUCCCACGGCCAUACAUGGCAUUGCCGUCCAGCUCAUCGGAUCCAUCAUUGACGCGCGGACGCGUGAUGCAAUGCUGCUUCCCCACCCGACAGACAUGCACACGAGGCUGCUGACGGGAUUCAUGGCUCUAAGACGAGCCACCAUCAAAUAUCUCCACCUCCCACGGCCCCAGUGGCUCGAGUUCGCGCGCGUCACCGACGAGCCGGACCCCGUGACGGGCAACUUCUACAUGACGCUCUACUUCUCCCAGCCCUGGUACGUCAAGCCGACGUUCUGGAGCAGGUGGGGACCCGAGGCCCUCUUUACCCGCUUGACCGGCGGCCUCGUCCCGUCGGCCGACGGGCAGUACGCGCCGCAGGGCUACAAGAUUGAGAACCUCGGACCCGUUCGGUUGGAGGGUAAAGGGGCGGAGGAGAUGGAGAAGGAGGUGCAGCGCAUUCGGGCGCAGCGCGGCGGUUGUCCCAUGGCCGGACUUUAG